Molecule: messenger RNA, 2155 nt
Organism: Liolophura sinensis
Lineage: Eukaryota; Metazoa; Mollusca; Polyplacophora; Chitonida; Chitonidae
Product: myosin light chain kinase, smooth muscle-like
Exons: 8
Coding region: 1-1056 (351 amino acids)
Source: RefSeq, a predicted model, not a curated record
AUGGUCAGUGUAUUCAUUAGUAGAGGUGAGAGAAUUGCACACUACAGAUCAGUAACUCUCAACAUUAAAGCUCAGACAAUAAUAACUGGGGUGUGUAUUAUUUCUACAGAGAAAGAGGACAGAUCUGCCCCAAGCUUCACCCAGAACCUCUCCCCUCAGUUUGUGAAUGAAGGAGAAAGGCUAACACUGACCUGUCAGUUGGAGGGCAAACCAGAACCAGAUGUAGAGUGGUACUGGAAUGGUGUGCUGGUGAAGCCUGAUGACAUGGUGAAGGUACGGUACAGUGCAGGAACAUGUACCCUGGUGAUUGCAGAGACUAUCCUGGAUGACGAAGGAGACUACACCUGCAAGGCCACAAACUUGGAGGGUGUGGCAACAACGAAGACAUCAGUACAGAUCAAGCCCAAACCUGCCCCUGUGAAGACAGAGGCUGUAGAAAGCAGUAGAGGAGAGAGUGGUGCUCAGCAGGCUCCCAGGUUUAAGACUCAUCCUCAGGGACAGAUUGUUCAGGAUGGGGACAAAGUAGUCUUGAAGUGUGACGUCACAGGAUCCCCAAGGCCUGAUGUUGUCUGGCUUCACAAUGGAAAGGAAAUCCCUAACAGUGAAGACUUUGCCUAUGAGAAUGACAACGGCACAUAUCGUCUUUUGAUUGCUGAGAUUUUCCCUGAGGACACGGGACUUUAUACGUGUGAGGCCUCUAAUGCUGCUGGGGACGCCACCAGCUCCUGCACAGUCAAAGUCAUAGUGCCGGACGAGCCUGACAUGGAAGGACCAGUCUUCGUGAAGUUUCCUCAGUCCACCAGUAUUGAGGAAGGAGCACAGGCCAAGUUCAACUGCAGUUUUGAAGGGGAUUCACCUGUUCAAGUGAAGUGGAGUAAGGAUGGUCAGGACCUGGAGGAGAGUGACCGUAUCAAACUGAGCCAGGACGGCAACUCAUUCAUCCUGGAAAUACCUUCAGCUUUGUCCACUGAUGCGGGCAUCUACAGUGUCAAAGCCACCAGUGAUAAGGGCUCCUCCAGCUGGAUGUUCACCCUCAGUGUUGGAAUGGCUAUAUAAAGCAAAUCACUUAAAGCCAGAAGGAAGUACUGACAGCAUAUGAUCAUUGCCGUGCAAGUGGAGCCCUUUGAACGCUUUCCUUUACUCUGUACUGUGCAAACAGUCCACGUGUGCCAGAGGUCCAGCAUGUAAAUAGGCUGACGUACAAAACUGUUUGAAGGGCCAGUGCUCGUGUUACUGGUAACUGUGUCCAUUUUGAGAUUAUGUGAUACUAUGGUCAUAUUUUUUAUUGUUCUGUAAGUAUUGUUAUUUAUAUUUAUUCUAUUUGGCUACUUUUACACUCUGCUACUUGUCAGAGGGGUGUAAUACCAGAGAGUGUGGAGUGGUGAAUCUGGAGUGUGUAUAUUUGUCAUCUUGGUUAGAAGGAAUGUUUAACUUGUGCCUUGUUCAUAUUAUUAAGUCCUUUAUAGCAGCCUAUAAUUUAUUAGAUCUAAUGAUCAUAUUUUAAUUUAUGAGUUAUGAAUUGUGUGUAGGAUCAUCAUAUUAGUGAAUGCAAAAUAUAUAAAGAAUUGAAAAAAGUUUUCCCUUUUCUUUUCCGACAAUAUAUAUCUUUGUAAAUGAAGAAUUUAUUUAAUACAUAUAUCACUCUUGUCGACGGGCAUGGGCAUUUUAGCUUGAGGAUGACCUAGGCGCCAUUCUCACUCUCUUCACUACUUUACAUGUGACCCAGGGGAAUAUUCUCUUUCCAUGUGUGAUGCUAUGAUACCGUCAACCACACCCACUCUGUGCCUCCUCCGUGUGAAAAUACUAGUAAAGAAAAAGCUUUUGAAGGGCUCUUAUUGGAAUUGGCAACUCAUUUGUAGCUCAUUUCAUUAUGUUGAGAAGCAGUGCUAAGCAUUGGUGCUCCUGCUGUAUUUGUUAGUGGUGUAAGCAAGAUAUAUUUUGGUGCUGUAUCCUGACUGUGGCAUGUUCAGAGACGUGCUGUAUAAAGCUGAAUGACAGGCUGACUUGUGUUUUGGAAAACCUCCUAAUAUUAAACCUUUUCUACUUUAACUUUCGUUCAAGAAGUGACGCCUUGGCCUACACACUGUCUCCCGCCACAACUGCUUGUCAGACUACCACGCACCCUUCCAUGAAAUAAAGCUGUUUGUACAAAAAA